Molecule: messenger RNA, 1254 nt
Organism: Colletotrichum chrysophilum
Lineage: Eukaryota; Fungi; Ascomycota; Sordariomycetes; Glomerellales; Glomerellaceae
Exons: 1
Coding region: 1-1254 (417 amino acids)
Molecular function (GO): saccharopine oxidase activity; flavin adenine dinucleotide binding; sarcosine oxidase activity
Source: RefSeq, a predicted model, not a curated record
AUGUCAAGUCAAAAGCCGUCAGUAUUGAUCAUUGGUGCCGGCACGUUUGGGCUGUCGGCAGCCUAUCAUCUCACCCGCGCCGGCUACAAGUCCAUCACGAUACUUGAAAAGGGCACAACAAUACCAUCCGAGCUCUCAGCAGGAAACGAUGUGAACAAGAUCAUUCGCGCAGAGUAUGAAGACCCGUUUUACACCGACCUAGCCCUCCAGGCCAUGGAAGAGUGGACAAACAACCCGACAUUUUCCCCGCACUACUACCAGACCGGAUAUCUGCUAGCGAACUCGGCAGCGGCACCCGAAAAGACCAAAAAGACCUUGGCAAAGUCUCUUGAGAGCAUCAAGACGCAUCCAGCAUGGGCCGACAAGAUUGAUGCCAUCGAGAGCCGCGAAGACAUCUCCAAAGCUGCCCCCGCCUUGGAUGGCCCGAUGGAAGGAUGGAAGGGCUAUUUCAACCGCUUCGCUGGGUAUGCACAUGCUGCAAAUGCGCUGAAGUCGACCUACGACUAUGUGAAGAAUCAAGGAGUGGAGAUCCACACUGGCGAUGAGGUUGUUGCCUUUGAGUACGACGGCGAUAGGUGCGUUGGUGCUCGGACGGCAUCAGGAAAGCAGUUCACCGCAGACAAGACCAUCAUUACGGUUGGUGCGUCGCUGGGAUAUGUCCUUCCCUCUAUCGGCCGACAAGUUACCGCUAAGGCUUGGAGUGUGCUUCAUAUUCAGCUUCAGCCGGAGGAGGCCGAGAAGUUGAAAGGCAUCCCGGUCACAUAUGCACGCGACCUUGGCUUUUACUUCGAGCCAGAACCGGGCACGGGUAUUCUGAAGUUCUCGCCCAGUGGCGGAGGAUAUACCAACUACUCUCCCACGACUGGGCUUUCCGUGCCUCCCAUCGAUAACAACUUCGUGAGCGAGUCAGACGAACAAAAGAUUCGUCAGCUUCUUCGAGAAACUCUCCCAACUUUGGCAGAGAGGCCUUUCAUUAACAAGCACAUCUGCUGGUGUGCCGAUACUGCGGACUCUGACUAUGUCAUUGAUGCAGUACCUGGAAAGAAGGACCUGUUCCUUGCCACUGGAGACUCUGGACAUGGAUUCAAGAUGUUACCUGUGGUUGGAGACUGGAUCAAGACGCUGAUUGAACAGGGAGAGCAGAGCAUUCCUCGUUGGAAGUGGAAGGAAGGAAGUGAUGCCGGCAGUAAUGUCAGCUGGAGGGCAGGGGAAGUCUUGGAUCUGAAGGACGUCGGGUAUACGUCUAAGUUGUAA